AUGCCAAUCAUGUUUGCAACUGACGCAUGGCGUUCAACACUCACGUCUUGUCGGCGAUGUCCUCGCCGGCGCCCUGCAGCUCGUCGGCCGCGCCGGAGAUCUUCUCCUUGGCGGUCUCAGCCGCGUUGCCGACGGCGUUCUUGGCGUCCUCGUAGGCGUUGCGCGCCUUGUCGCCCAGGCUCUCCUCCUGUGGAACAGGUGGGGGAAACAUGUGAGAUCGCCCGCAUCGCACUACCCAGCCGACUCCGUGAGAAGCAUGGCCGUCCGUCCCGUGGAUAA
This is a messenger RNA of Auxenochlorella protothecoides, 279 nucleotides long. RefSeq lists its product as hypothetical. The record is from RefSeq and is a predicted model, not a curated record. The transcript has a single exon. NCBI's taxonomy places the organism in Eukaryota, Viridiplantae, Chlorophyta, Trebouxiophyceae, Chlorellales, Chlorellaceae. The coding region runs from base 1 to 279 and encodes 92 amino acids.